UCGUUUCAGAGAAAGCUACUUCAUCAGUUUAAGCAAUAUGUUCUACUUAUUGUUCCUGGCUUGCUCGACCAUCACAACCGGCCACACCUUAAAUACCGUUUAUUCGUGGAAACAGGUCGAAUUCAAAUUUCCAAAUGAUACCGUUCGAAAUGAGUACAAAGCCUCUGGCAAUUACAUUCCCGAAAAUAACGUACCAUUAGGUUUGGCUAUUUGGCAUAACAAAAUGUUCGUUACAGUACCACGAUGGAAAAAAGGUGUUUUAGCUACCUUAAAUAGCUUUUCAAUGAGCGACGACGAGCAUAGUCCAGUCUUAACACCGUAUCCUGAUCUUGAAGCAAAUAACAUUAGUUCACCCGAUAGCCUCGUAAACAUAUUCCGUGUCAGAAUCGAUGCUUGUGAUCGAAUGUGGGGUCUUGACACAGGAGUAAACGACAUUUUAGGGGACCUCGAAGUCGUGCGACCGAUGAGACUUAUUGUUAUUGAUUUGAAAAUGAAUAAGAUUUUACGGCAAUAUACCUUGAAGGAUACAGAUAUAAAGCCGGAGAGUUUCAUUGCUGAUCUUGUGGUCGAUGUUCCACCUGGACAAUGCGAUAAGGCAUACGCAUAUAUGAGCGAUUUGACCGAGUAUGGUUUAGUGGUAUAUAGCUGGGAAAAGAACGAUUCUUGGCGGAUUAAUCACCAUUUCUUCCAUUUUGAUCCAUUAAAUGGUGAUUACAGUAUCAGCGGUUAUAACUUCCAAUGGACUGAUGGCGUUUUUGGAAUGUCGUUGUCACCGAUUUACGCCAAUGGAAGUAGAAUACUUUACUUCCAUUCCAUGUCCGGUAUUACAGAAUUUUCUGUGCCUGCAGAUAUUCUGCAGGACAAUGAAUCGAAAAAAUCAGAGAUCUAUAAUAAUUUCCAUAUUGUCGGCACAAAGGGACCAUUGACUCAAGGACCAUCUUCUAUUAUUGAUCCGGAAACAUGUAUUAAUUAUUUUACUCAAGUAAACAGAAAUGGUAUCGCGUGUUGGGAUAUGACGGUAGAAUUGAAUCCAGAAACAUUCAAAUUGGUGGCCCAGGACAAUACAACAUUGGUUUUUCCUCAGGAUAUAGCUAUUGAUAAUGAAUCUCGUAAAUUAUAUGUCCUCUCUAAUAAUUUACAGAAAUUUAUGCAGGGUAGCUUUGAUCCGUUGACGACAAACUUUUUCAUUACUUCAAUUGAUCUCGAGACAUUAACAUUUUUAUGCAGAUGUAACGCAGCAUAUUAAUAAAAAUCGAAA
Messenger RNA from Cyphomyrmex costatus, 1258 nucleotides. RefSeq names its product yellow-f (gene Y-f). Gene Ontology annotation, cellular component: extracellular region. The transcript is spliced from 6 exons. Lineage: Eukaryota; Metazoa; Arthropoda; Insecta; Hymenoptera; Formicidae. The record is from RefSeq and is a predicted model, not a curated record. Bases 38 to 1246 code for a protein of 402 amino acids.